AGAUCAGUAUUGUUUUUCUGUCUUUAGAAAAGUGUCAUGAAGACCACCUGGGGUGUGCUGGAUCCUCCUGUGGGGAACACUCGCUUGAAUGUCAUCCGACUGAUCUCGAGCCUCCUGCAGACCAACACGAACAGUGUCAACGUGGACCUCGUGGAGCUCAACAGCGUCGGCGUGAUACUGGAUAUGUUCUUCAAAUAUACAUGGAAUAACUUUUUACAUACUCAAGUAGAAAUCUGUAUUGCCUUGAUUCUUGCAAGUCCUUUUGAAAGCCCAGAAAGUGGCCCCGUUACUGAUCAGGAUUCCACUGGCGACAAUCUUUUACUGAGACACCUGUUUCUUAAGUGCCAGUUAGUGGAACGAAUACUUGAAGCCUGGGAAAUGAAUGAGAAGAAACAGGCCGAAGGAGGACGACGCCACGGUUACAUGGGCCACUUAACGAGGAUUGCAAAUUGCAUCGUGCACAGCACAGACAAGGGGCCAAACAGUACGUUAGUGCAGCAGCUGAUUAAAGAGCUUCCGGACGAUGUCAGAGAACGGUGGGAGACCUUCUGCACCAGUUCUUUAGGGGAGACGAACAAGCGGAACACAGUGGACCUGGUUACAACCUGCCAUAUUCAUUCAUCCAGUGAUGAUGAAAUUGACUUUAAAGAAACGGGUUUCUCGCAAGACUCUUCUUUACAGCAAGCCUUUUCUGAUUAUCAGAUGCAACAAAUGACGUCCAAUUUUAUUGACCAGUUUGGCUUCAAUGAUGAGAAGUUUGCAGAUCAAGAUGACAUUGGCAAUGUUUCUUUUGAUCGGGUGUCAGACAUCAACUUUACCCUCAAUACAAAUGAAAGUGGAAACAUCGCCUUGUUUGAAGCGUGCUGUAAAGAAAGGAUACAGCAGUUUGAUGAUGGUGGUUCUGAUGAGGAAGAUAUUUGGGAAGAGAAGCACAUCGCCUUCGCUCCGGAAUCCCAGAGGCGAUCGAGUUCAGGGAGCACAGACAGCGAGGAAAGUACAGACUCUGAGGAGGAAGACGGGGCCAAACACGAUUUAUUUGACUCCAGCAGCGCCAACCCAGAGGACAAGAUGGAAGUGGAUUUGAAUGAACCACCCAGCUGGUCAGCCAACUUUGAUGUGCCCAUGGAGACAACGCACGGUGCCAGCCUUGAUUCCGUGGGCUCUGACGUUUGGAACACAGAACCGAUGCCAACCAAAGAGACCGGCUGGGCUUCGUUCUCCGAGUUUACAUCCCCGUUGAGUACAAAGGAUUCUUUAAGGAGUAAUUCUCCAGUGGAAAUGGAAACCAAUACUGAACCAGUGGAUCCCUUAACUACCAGUGCUGUUUCACUAACAGCACCCCCAGAGGCCCCAGGUAGUGUUGCUAUGGAAGCCACUUCUGAUGGAGAAGAUGAUGCAGAAAAUACAGACAAGGUAACCGAGACAGUGACGAACGGCAGCAUGAAGGAGACGCUCAGCCUUACGGUAGAUGCUAAAACUGAAACUGCCGUCUUCAAAAGCGAAGAAGGAAAAUUGUCUACCUCUCAAGACGUUUCUUGUAAAUAUGUGGUGGAGGAGAGGACAGAAAGUGCUGAUGCUAGUCCUGCUGCUUCGCAGGCGGCGGGCCUGAGCCCCGAGCAGAGGACUGAUCAGCCAAGCCUUUUAGGAGAGACCUCUGUUAAUGGCCCUGUAUGAUAUGUAAUGUCUCCUGCUGUUGACUGAGGACUACAGACUGAUAGCCAUGGGUUAAAAAACGGUGUUUCUUGAGGAUUUCAUCCAGAGCCUGUCCAAGCCAGUCACUGCUGCACUAACUGCAAGGGAUCAGGACCAGCAACGUUUAUAUUCUAGAUUUUAAGACAUUGUACAGAGAAAUUCAGAAGUGUAAAAAUCUUGCACAUUGACAAAUACCAAGCAUUUUUGCCUAUGUUUAUAUUGUAUUGUUAUGAAUAAUGGGUGGCCUGUGGAAGAAGACCUUGCCCCCCAUGUAAUAAUAGUAGGAAUACUAGAGUUCAAAUGGCUGUAAGAUUAGUUUUAUAAAAGUGAAUACACAGAUCUAUUGUAUUGGAGACAUAACUAUUUGACAAUUAGUGUGACCAAAGUCUUUAGGCCGUUUUCAUACAUUUUUUCACCUUGUACAAAAUUCUGAACUCAUUUUUCUUCCAGGUUGGCGAGAAGUUGUAGGAUUGAAAUGCCCUCUAAGGGUUAUUUUGGUUGUUCUGACUCUCAAAAGUGAUUUUAAAUAAGAAAUUUUGGGUGUUCUUUUUAUAACCAGUUUUUAAUUGGUAACUGUUUUCUGUAUUGUUUAAAACAGAUCAAAAUGUAAGUCUAUUGGUAGAGAUUUUAAGUAUUUAUUGCUACAACUUAGUUGACAAAUUGAUGUUACUGUAAAGCCAUACGUUCUGUUCAGUCUUGUUUGCUUGAAAUGAUUCCUCACGCCGAUGAAACACUAGGUUAUUUGGAGUGGAAAUGGCUGGUGGUUUGGGGUUGGGGCUUUGUUCUUUUGGUUUUUGGUAGUUCAGCUGCCUCUUAACCCAUUCAUUCACCAAAUUGUACCUUGUUAACCAAGCAUUACAAAUGAACAUUUCAGAACAAUCUGCAUAUUUAUAAUACUCUACUCGUAUUAGGCAAGCCACCGGAGUCAGUGCACGCACUGCUAAUAGAAUUAGCAUGCGUUUGGUUUUUUUGGGCAUAGCAUUUUAAAAGUACAAAUCAGAAUUGGGCACCUGAGCAUGUUCAUUGUUUUCCUGUACCUUGUGAAGUUUUCCCUCGUAAAUUCUAAGCCAGUGUAUUUUUCUAGACCUGGUUUGUGUAUAUAUAGUGAUUAUGGAUACUAAUUCAUUGUAAUUUAUAAUUUUCUACGUCAGUAUAAAAUCCACCCGCCUUCUCUCUCAGCAGAAGCGAUGGGCCGCCUGUCGCCGCGUUGUCUGUCUGGCGAAGGGGUCACUUCUAUGUUACCUCUUGCCCUUUUAGAUGCAGAUCAGUUUUUCAUUUCUGUAACAGAAAGUUCUUCACCUAUUUUUACGUCAUUCGUUUUCUCCUGACCAGUAUUUAAAACCCAAAGGACACUCUGAACGAUGGCCAACGACUUUUUAGAAACAGCCUCCCAAGCAGCGUGCCUAAACAUUGCAUUACAUACAGAAAUAAAAAAAAUCAAAUGUG
Vombatus ursinus (common wombat) is the source of this 3138-nucleotide messenger RNA. It is a transcript of the gene PPP6R3, whose product is annotated as protein phosphatase 6 regulatory subunit 3. The record is from RefSeq and is a predicted model, not a curated record. The coding region runs from base 37 to 1674 and encodes 545 amino acids. Gene Ontology annotation, molecular function: protein phosphatase regulator activity; protein phosphatase binding. Gene Ontology annotation, cellular component: nucleus; cytosol. The transcript is spliced from 15 exons. NCBI's taxonomy places the organism in Eukaryota, Metazoa, Chordata, Mammalia, Diprotodontia, Vombatidae.